This is a messenger RNA of Gorilla gorilla gorilla (western lowland gorilla), 820 nucleotides long. RefSeq lists its product as uncharacterized. The transcript is spliced from 2 exons. The record is from RefSeq and is a predicted model, not a curated record. NCBI's taxonomy places the organism in Eukaryota, Metazoa, Chordata, Mammalia, Primates, Hominidae. Bases 1 to 639 code for a protein of 212 amino acids.
AUGGCCCUGUUGUUACCCAAGCCUCCCAGCCCCCACAGUGCCCUCCCUCCCUACGUCAACCGACAGAAGGAGGAGCCGAGUUUGGAUGGGGCCACAGACUCUGAUUCUGUGAGGACACUGCCCUUUCCAGAUCUGUUGGCAGACCUUUGGCAUCUUCUUGAAAACCAAAGACACAACAGGGCCCAGAGGAAUCUCCCCAAAUGGGAAGCCACUAUCCUUGCACUCAGGCCCAGGCUGGAUGGAGUUCAUGGCCUCUGCCCUUACUCCAGUGGGAAGACGAAGAUGGGAACAGCCGGUGGGCAGACGUCUCCACAGUGGGCCCCAGGCUUCCUCUGCCUGCCCUUGAUUUUCCCAGAGGCCUGCUGGCUCACGCCUGCCAGGAGGCCCAUACAGCUGCGGGAAAGGGGCAGCCAGCUAUGCCCCAACAAGCCUCAGGAAUGGGUCCCCAGCCUCCACCCAGGCACAGCAGAGAACACCGAGGCCAUGAGCCAGGGAACCAGCGUGCAGGUUUGUGGCAUGAAUGAAUGGAAAACCGCCUUCAAUAACCGGGCCCCAUCUAACCAGGCAGGUGGUAGACCAGAUGGCUCUUUGCGCCAGCUUGUGUGCCAAGAACCUCAGCAGGUUGUGAUGCCUUUCUGAGCUCCUUAAAAGCUCCUUCCUAUUCCAGUGCAUCUCAGGCCCUGGAGACCACCUCUCUCCCCUUCCUGUGGUGGGAUCCCUUCCUCCCCCCAGCAUCCCCCACCCCCCGCACCUAGUACUUGGAUCUCUCUUCCACAGUGUAAGCUCUUACUUUUAUUAUGUAACAUAGAACAUCAUUGUA